Closterium sp. Naga37s-1 is the source of this 1023-nucleotide messenger RNA. The record is from the annotation of a GenBank genome assembly. Lineage: Eukaryota; Viridiplantae; Streptophyta; Zygnematophyceae; Desmidiales; Closteriaceae.
AUGAACCUGGUUUGGUUUUACCCGAGCAGGGACGGGCAGCCAAUGGGUAGCAACCCCGUGCCAGCUGGGUCCGCGCAGGUGGAUUAUUCCUGCAACGGCCUGAUGGGGGACGACAGCACCGUCAUGGCGCCCGCGCCCGCGCCCGCCCCCUCCACCAACUCCCCCUCCCCUCCGCCUCCCCCUGCCUCCACCACGCCCUCCCCCCCGCCGCCCUCCACCGUCACUCCGCCGUCUAAGGGCGUGCUGUGCCCCGCUUCCACGUUCUCGGGAUACGAGUACCAGCUAGAGCUGGGCAGUGGCAACUACCUGCUGCACUGGAAAUUCGCCUCCAACACGGUCAUCAACUUCCUCAUUGAAGCCCGCUCCAACACCAUCAUUAAAGACGCAUGGAUGGCCGUCGGAUGGUCGUCCAAAAAGGGCAAGAUGAAGGGUUCAGAUGCAGUCAUCGGGAACCUCCCGGGCGUGGGCGCGUUUUACAUGAACGGCUAUCGGCUAAAGAACAUCCAGCAAACCACUUCAUUCUCUCUCGGGACCACGUCGGUUUCGACCACGAGUGAGGGCGGCACGUCGAUCGCGUUCAGUCGCACGGUGGGCACGGGGAACGUGCCUCUGAAGCUCAACACCACGAGCUACCUCAUCUGGGCGUUUUCCCAGACGGUGUCCAAGACGCUGUAUUUCCACGGCAUGAACCAGGGCGGCUAUGCGGUGGACUUUGCAUGCUACCAGGUGCCUCAGCCCCUGUGGGGAGGCGGCCCCGACUACAGCGAUGACUCCGAUGCUGACAAGGAUUACUCGGGCGGCCCCUGGCAGGGCGCCAGCCUUCCCACUGACGCUGCUGCUGCUGGCGAUGCUGCUGGACUCACUGCAACGCUUGUUGAUCAGGGGCAAUCGAGCAGUGCUGCUGGCACUGCUGGUACUGCUGCUGGUGAUGCAGGUGCUGCAAACCGGAAGUCGGGAGUGCGUUUCUAUGAUGGAGCAGCGGGGCGGUCGAAUGGAGAGUGGUGGCAGGAGAGGAGUCCUUGA